Colletotrichum phormii is the source of this 831-nucleotide messenger RNA. RefSeq lists its product as uncharacterized. The transcript has a single exon. Lineage: Eukaryota; Fungi; Ascomycota; Sordariomycetes; Glomerellales; Glomerellaceae. The annotation marks the transcript as partial. The record is from RefSeq and is a predicted model, not a curated record.
AUGGCUUCAAACAACCAUGGAGGACCUGGCUCCUUCCAAGAUCAGCGCUUCCCCAUGAACAACGAUCACGACGGUCGCGGUACGAUGGCAAACUCUAUGCCUGUCAACUCCUCCUCUCAUUACUACCCCAACGGCAUUCCCGACGGCUACAAGAUGGUUGGUACCAAGGAAGGAGAGACGCCCAGACUUUACAUCGAAGACAACCUUCCGACCGCCUUCUACAACCAGCCUACGAAGGAGAUAAAGGCUAUUUUUAGCACCAACAAUGGCGAAUUUCCCACUCGCGGUCUCAGCCAUGUCAUCUCAGCACGCCAGAUUGAUUUGUGGAGCGCUGAAGAGCUCCAGGAGAGAGCCAAUGCCAUCCGGAAGAAGCAUUGGAGCCACAUGAAGUCGAUGCCGCAGCUGGAAUACUGGGAAGAUCUGUACGAUUAUUUCGACUGCUAUGACAUCUACUUCCAAGGCGCGAUGAACCUGUGGAACCUCAUGCUUCAUCUCUACCACGAAAAUCAAUGUCUCGUUCGCAACCUUCAUCAGGAGAUUUUGGCGGAAGUCGGCCACUGGUGCGACGAAUGGGCUGGAAAGAGCGGGAAUAAGAAGAAGCUGCUAGACUUCAAAGACUUGCACGGCAAUAUUCUCAAUCUUCUGAGCUCAGAUGACCGCGUCGAUCUCCAGGGACUGCCUCCCGUCAGCAUGGAUCUUGUCCGCAAUGCUCUGAAGUUUCGACAUGACCAGCUUCAAGGCAAGCCGUGGGCUCAGCCGGCCCCGUACCCGCAAAACAGCCUCGGGUUCCAGUGGGAAGAAGGCACACUGCAGCAUUGGCUUGGUGAGUCG